UCUCAAGCCCGAACGUCGCUCCUCCGUUCCGCCGAACGGUACGCCACGGCUGCUAACCGUCGUCGCUCCCAGGCACCCACUUACCAGGUUGGACAGAAAGUGUGGUUGUCCACUAGAGAUCUUCCCCUACGAGUGGAGUCUAAGAAAUUGGCACCUCGAUUCAUCGGGCCAUUCCCCAUACGGAGUAUCAUCAACCCGGCAGCAGUAAGACUACAGCUUCCCCAGACUAUGCGAUGUCAUCCCACCUUUCACGUGUCCAAAAUUAAACCUGUACAAGAAAGUCCUCUGGUCCCGGCUGCCCCUCCUCCUCCUCUCCCUCGACUCAUCGGUGGAGGCCUCACGUACUCGGUCCGUCGCCUCAUCAGGUCCCGAAAGCGAGGGAGGGGAAUUCAAUACCUGGUUGACUGGGAGGGGUAUGGCCCGGAGGAAAGAUCCUGGGUUCCUGCUCGCCACAUCCUAGACCCUCAGCUUAUCCUGGAGUUCCACCAGCAGCAUCCCCAGCAACCAUCUCAGUCCCCAGGGGAUCCGAGGGAUCCUGGGGAUAAGUUGUCCUCGGCUCCUCCCCUUGAUCUUCCUGACGAGGGGGAAUCAUUGUCAGACGGGGAGGAGACAGCUAGGGAGGACCAAGGAUCCCUCCACCGAACCCCCUCCACCCGCCCAGCUGAAAGAAUGGAUUGGUCAGCUUCUGACGAAUAUUAG
This is a messenger RNA of Scophthalmus maximus (turbot), 699 nucleotides long. RefSeq names its product chromobox protein homolog 7-like. NCBI's taxonomy places the organism in Eukaryota, Metazoa, Chordata, Actinopteri, Pleuronectiformes, Scophthalmidae. The record is from RefSeq and is a predicted model, not a curated record. Bases 229 to 699 code for a protein of 156 amino acids. The transcript has a single exon.